AAGCUAGAGAUCCAGGUCAGUGGCUGAAGAGGAGAUCUCUGGGACUCCUUCUAUUUAUGCGUUAGAUUGGAGGGACCAGGGUGGCUGAGGCUCUUCCAGAGGAGUGAGACCACCAUGGAUCAGGAGAGGUUCUUCAUCCUGUUCCCACCACUGUUCCUGGUGCUGCUGGUGCUGGACUAUGUCCAGCCUUCACUGGCCAAGGAGUCUCGGGCCAAGAAGUUCCAGCGGCAGCACAUGGACCCAAACACCUCCACCAUCACUGCCAGCUACUGCAAUGAAAUGAUGAAGCGCCGGAAUAUGACGGUUGGACGGUGCAAGCUGGUGAACACAUUUAUCCACGAGCCUCUGCAUAAGGUCCGGGCCAUCUGCUUCCAGGAAAAUGUCCGCUGCAAGAACGGGCAGUCCAACUGCCACCAAAGCAGCUCCAAGAUGCGCAUCACCGACUGCCGCCUGAAGAAAGGCUCCAAAUACCCCAAAUGCGACUACCAGACCCAGCAGCUACAGAAAUCCAUCAUCGUGGCCUGUGAGUGUGUACAGUAUGAGACAGUCCACUUUGACGGUUCUGUGUAGGUCUGCACCUGAGGC
This is a messenger RNA of Lontra canadensis (Northern American river otter), 585 nucleotides long. RefSeq names its product ribonuclease pancreatic-like. NCBI's taxonomy places the organism in Eukaryota, Metazoa, Chordata, Mammalia, Carnivora, Mustelidae. The record is from RefSeq and is a predicted model, not a curated record. Bases 115 to 570 code for a protein of 151 amino acids. The transcript has 2 exons. Gene Ontology annotation, molecular function: nucleic acid binding; RNA nuclease activity.